Agrilus planipennis (emerald ash borer) is the source of this 1867-nucleotide messenger RNA. It is a transcript of the gene Cdc45, whose product is annotated as cell division control protein 45 homolog. Gene Ontology annotation, cellular component: DNA replication preinitiation complex. Lineage: Eukaryota; Metazoa; Arthropoda; Insecta; Coleoptera; Buprestidae. The record is from RefSeq and is a predicted model, not a curated record. Gene Ontology annotation, molecular function: single-stranded DNA binding; DNA replication origin binding; chromatin binding. Gene Ontology annotation, biological process: double-strand break repair via break-induced replication; mitotic DNA replication preinitiation complex assembly; DNA replication initiation. The coding region runs from base 54 to 1745 and encodes 563 amino acids. The transcript is spliced from 8 exons.
UAUUUUUGACGUUUAGUAUCGAGGUUAAUGAAUAUUUUAUAAAAAUAUCUAAAAUGUACGUAAAAAACCUAAAACAAGAUUUUUAUGAAUUUUUGGCAGCAAAGCGGAUAUUACUGAUAGCAAACUACGACAUUGAUUCAAUUUGUACUUGUAAAAUACUACAGCCCUUAUUAAAGCAGGAGUAUUGUGUUUAUACGUUAGAAGUGGUUAAAAAUACCGAUGAUCUAAAAAGGGUUUAUCAUGAAAAUUGCGAUGAUGUUAAAUAUUUCGUUUUAAUAAAUUGUGGGGGCACAGUAGACAUUCUAGAGUGUCUUGAACCCGAAGAAGACGUUUUGUUUUUUAUUCUCGAUGCCCACAGACCGACAGACGUGUACAAUAUUUACAGUGAUAAUCAAGUGCGGUUAUUAUGUAGUCAAGAAUCAGAUGUAAAUGUACCCAAGUUUCACGAUAUUUUUACAGAGGAUGAUGAGUCGGAGAACGAAGAACAUGAAUCAGAAAAAGAAGAUAGUGAUGAAGUGGAGGAUAGAGCAGUUAAAAGGCAAAGAUUAGAAGAACGUAUUAUACGAAGACGCGAAAAACGAAUUUGGGAACAGAAUAGGGAGGAAAUUCUACGUAAAUAUGCACAGUACACUUAUUAUGCCUACCCAAGCGCGAUUACAAUGUUUAAUUUGGCCUGGAAGCUAAGUAAAGAUGACAUGGAUUUCUUGUGGUAUGCUAUAGUAGCUCUCGCGGAACAGGAAGUUCUUGGUAAAAUAGAAGACUCAAAUUACGUGUUAGAAACGGGAACUUUACAAUCUCACGCUAAUCGAUUACGAAACCGAACUGCAGACAACAAUCUCGCCACAUCAACUAAAAUUGAAUUCGAAAAAGACUUGAGACUUGCCCUUUACAGACACUGGACCGUCGAAAGUAGUUUAAAAUAUUCUACGUACACCGCUUGCAAAUUGAAAUUGUGGUCAAUAAAAGGAGAGAUGAAAUUACAUGAGCUGCUGGUCGAUAUGGGACUUCCGUUGGUUCAGAGCAAACAAAAUUUCUCGUCGAUGGACUUGGACUUGCGUCAAGAGUUUUUAAGUAAAUUGGAAAAAUUUUCUGAAAAGUAUGGACUGACAGACAUUAUCUACAGCACGUUUACGUUAUCGUAUGGCUAUCGAAAUAAAUUUACCGCUUCCGAUUACGUUUACGCCCUAAUAGCAAUUUUGGAUGCUUCGUCAUCUGAUAAAAAUCCACAAGAAUGUUUCCAUUUGGCCCUCGACUGUCUUUCGCGGACAAAAAAAGAAGUACUACACUCGGCUCUUGAAAGGGCGAAAAAUAUUAUUACAACCCUAUUCAAAACCGUACAAAAUGCAUUAGAUAUGAAAAGGGUGAUAUCAGCAGGCCCGUUUUUGUACUACAUCAUUCAAGAGGGUUCAACUGGUUGGCAAUUGCUCUCUCAACCGAAUAUUUUGUUUAUGUUGGCUCAAUUUUUACUCAAAGCCUAUGUAUCGACUUCGUCAAAUCGAAAGGCCCAAUCUCUACCGUUGUUAGUCUCUGCCCCUAGUGAUGCAGAUAAAGGAACUUGUAUUUUGUUAGGAGUUCCCCCAUUGUGCGAGGAUUCGACCAAAAACUUAUUCGGGGAGGCAUUUCAACAAAUUGCUAGUAACAUAAACUGUGAUACUUUUGCGAAUUAUUUCGAUACGUCGUAUGUCGAUUUACAUAUAAAAGAUCGUACGAGAUUUUUGGAUGCAUUAACUGCAAUUGUUUUAUAGAAUUUGUUUAAAUAAUGUUUUGUUUUGUGUGUAAAUGUGUUCAUGUAGAAAAUUAAAAGUGUUAUUCAUGUAAUUCCAAGAUGUAAUUUAUAAGUUUAGCAAUUUUUAUAAGGAAAAAAAAG